AUUUUUUUUGUUGUCAUAUUUAAAGACCAAGAAGUUGUUGUUGUAAUGGGGAAACCUCUAAAAAUCUGGUAUCUCUGCAAAGCCCUGAAUGUGCUCUUUACAGGACAUCCAGACUUAAAACUGUGACAUGUAUGAUGUCAGAGAAAACCACUAAAAUAUAAUGUCCACUACAGAGGACAGAAGUCUAUUCCUGGGUCCCAGGAGGAUAUGCAUGAAUUUAAAACCUACAAGUAAAUGUAUAGCAUUAAAUGUAAAGUGACUUUUGAAAUUUGGUAAUCAAAAUAUAUGCUAAAGCUAAUUACUCUUUUGUUUGUAUUUUCAUUUUUUGUUUGUUUGUUUGUUUUUAACUUAUGCAGAGACUAUUUUAAGGCCAGAACACACCAAGCCGAUGCCGACGAAAGCAGACUGCGGGGUUGGCUCACGACGGCAGCGUCUGUGUCCAAAGUUGCCCUGACACACCAAACCGACGCUCAACAGCCGGCGGCCAAGUAGCACUUCCGUUCUGCUCCUGCGUAAGAAGAAAUGCCUUUUCGAACUAGCAGGUGGCAGUAGCUGAGCAGCCAAUCAGAAUGAUUAGAUGGCCCAACGGACCGACGAGCUCCGACGCUGAUUCAACAUGUCGAAUCGGCCGAAAAAAAGCCAACGAGGACCAACUUCAGCCGACGGUGCGGAACACACUGAGAAAACUUAGUCGGCCGACGAAGAAAAACUGCCCGACGGCCGACCGUCGACUUGGUGUGCUCCUGCCUUACAAGCAAGAGAGGCGAUUCUCCAAGCUUCAGAGAUACUCACAGUCCUGGGCACAAUGCGCCACAUCUCAUCCAUGGAUGAGAGGGACAGCCUAAUAAACCACUCUAUCCAUCAGUAUGUUGAUGGACGGGUACAUUCUGCAUUUCAAGAAUUCAUGGAAGGGCUGAGCACACUCAAACUGGCUGAGGCCAUCCAAGCACAUCCAGAACACUUCAAAGCCCUGUUUGUUGAAAACACUGAGAAGAUUUGUGCUCAGGACUUGAUCAAUCUAUUCCAGCCUGUGCUUUCUAUAGUAGGAAGUAGUCGGCGACAAGAGGAAAGCAGGGUGCUUUGCUAUUGGAGAGAUUGGCUAAUUGACAUCGAAGGGGGAGAAUGUGCAGAACUUCAGCUGGAGGACAUUUUGAUUUUCCAGGAUUCCAGAGGCAAAUACAUGCAGUAUAGUACUUCGACUACCAAUGCACAAGACUUUCACCGAAUUUAAGUUCUGGAUGGAGUCUGGCAUCAUUCAGUCUCCAACUUUUGGAGUUGCCUAAGUUCUCCACCACUAUGUUUUUAUAUUGGGGUUGUGGUUGGGGUGGGAAUGGGGGUUGGUGUUGUUGUUGGGGUUUGGGAAUGGGGGUUGGUUGGGGUUUAGAAAUGGGGUUGUCACAGUCUGUUUAGUUUCAGUUUCAGUUUAUGGACUUUCUGUUUGUGUUCUAUGAUCACAUGUUCUGUUUCCCGCCUUCAUUAUUAGUUCAUCAGUAUCACCUGUGUCUUAUUAAUCAUCCUUGUAAUGUUUGCUAUUUAGUUUCCCCCUGUUCACUCAGUCUUUGUCCGUUCACCGUUUGAGUAGGUUGUGUUGUAUCUCUGUGCCUGUUACCCUGUGGAUUACGUCAUUAAACUAGUAUUUGGAUUUAUUCUCCUCGUCUGUGCUCCU
Megalobrama amblycephala (Wuchang bream) is the source of this 1666-nucleotide messenger RNA. Its product is annotated as G2/M phase-specific E3 ubiquitin-protein ligase-like. Bases 806 to 1231 code for a protein of 141 amino acids. The record is from RefSeq and is a predicted model, not a curated record. NCBI's taxonomy places the organism in Eukaryota, Metazoa, Chordata, Actinopteri, Cypriniformes, Xenocyprididae. The transcript has 3 exons.